AUGGCGUCUGACGCUUUCGCGCUUGUGGCGACUGCUCUUGCCGAAGCCAGCCCCGGAGGGGUCCCGGGGCCCCAGGUCCCAGCCCUGCUCCGGGCCGCCUCGGCGCUGGCUGGGCGCGCAGCUUCGUCCUCCUUGUCGCCGGGGCGGGCAUCGGAAUCGGCGGCGUUCCCGGGAUCCUCUCUAUCACCCUCCGCCCGGCCGUUCUCCUGCCUGCUUGAGGCCACGGCAGCAGCAGACGUUUCGGCGGACUCAGCGGCGGUCGGCGCGGAAUGUUCGCUCGGGGAACGUUCUUGUCUCCUCGUCGCCACAGCGACAACCGCCGCAAUCUCAGGCGACCCAAGCAGUGACGGGGGUUCCGUCAACAUUGGCGCCGGUGAAUCCGCAGCCCCCUGCCCCACUGGUUCCUCCUCCGCAGCCGGAGCCUCGCCCGCCGCUGGUAACGUCGCCGGCUGCACCGCAGAGGGCGAGUCUCCUCCCGCGCCGUCACACCCGGUUCCCCAGCCGCCCCCUCCUCCCCCGAACCAGUUACCUCUACCCCAGCCACAGCUGCACCAUCAGCCAGCUUCCCAGUUGCCGCCGCUCCCCUCUGCCCCUCCUGCACCCCCCGUUGCUGUUCCUGUGGCCGCGUUGCCUCCUCCCGUCGAGCAGCGCGUAAUGCACGUGGGGACGUGUUUGACGCUGCUGUCGUACGUCCUGGACCAGCUCCACGUGUGUUUGGCGCGUCAGAGCGUGGAGGUUGGGGGCAUGCUCCCCGUGGAACGGUCCGCGGCAGUGGCCGCGGCGACGGAGAUGUUGCAUUAUCUCCCCUUGAUCGGCUUUUUGCCGGGUGCCCCCGGUGCAGCGCUCGGGCCCGGCCCCCGGGCAAUGGUAAGGCUUGCUGAGUCCGCCUGGGAGGCCCCCAUCGGCCUUGUGUCAGCAGCCGCAUCCGUCCUACGCUGGAUGGACGGGAGGCUUUGCUGGAUCCUGGCCGAGUAG
Closterium sp. Yama58-4 is the source of this 975-nucleotide messenger RNA. The record is from the annotation of a GenBank genome assembly. Lineage: Eukaryota; Viridiplantae; Streptophyta; Zygnematophyceae; Desmidiales; Closteriaceae.